UUCUACUCGACCAAAAGAAUCAAAACUAAGAGUGCCUCCUCCUCCUCCUCCUGCUUCUUCUUUGGUUUCAUUCUUCUAGGGAUCAAGGGAUUGGUGUUGUCUUGUUCUGUUCUUGGUUCUAUUUUGCAUUUGCGGGGGGUGGAAGUAGGGGAAUCGAUGGAAACCAUCUCCGUAGGCUGAGAAGUUUGGCAUCUUUGGAGUCUGCUUUCAAUGUAAUGAAGGAUCGCAGUGUUUUGAUUGCUCAGCUUCUUAUUCGGUUUAAAUGGGUUUCAAGAGGACUUAGUAGCUUGUGGUUGGAAUGAGUCGCACUUUGCUUCCAAAGCAUGUAGCCAGCGUCAUAAAAUACCAGAAUGACCCACUUAGGGCUCUUGAGAUGUUCAACUCAGCCUCGAAGGAAGAUGGGUUUAAGCAUACUAUCUUCACUUACAAAUGUAUGGUAGAGAAACUUGGACUUCAUGGGGAGUUUAAAGCCAUGGAGAAUGUUAUUCAAGAAAUGAGAAUGAACGUCGACAAUUCUUUACUUGAAGGAGUAUAUAUUGGUGCAAUGAGGAGUUAUGGAAGAAGAGGGAAAAUACAAGAGGCUGUGGAUACAUUUGAGAGAAUGGAUUUUUAUGAUUGUAAGCCAACUGUUAUAUCUUAUAACGCGAUUAUGAAUAUUUUGGUCGAGUUCAAAUACUAUGAUCAAGCCCACAAAGUAUAUCUAAGAAUGCUGGACAAGGGAUUUGUACCUGAUGUUUACACCUUUACAAUCAGGAUUAAAUCAUUUUGUAGAACAAGAAGACCACAUGCAGGACUGAGGCUUCUCAGAAACAUGCCAGAGAGAGGGUAUGAUCUCAAUGCAGUUGCAUACUGUAUGGUGAUUUGUGGUCUUUACGAAGAGAACUUUCAUAUUGAGGCUUGCAGUCUGUUUGAUGAAAUGCUUGGGAGCAAGAUCUUACCUGAUAUAGUUACAUUUAAUAAGCUUGUACAUGUGCUUUGUAAGAAAGGAGAUGUUCCAGAAAGCAGCAAGCUUCUUGCCAAAGUUAUGAAGAAAGGAAUAUCACUAAAUUUGUUCACAUACAAUAUACUAAUCCAAGGGCUUUGCAAGGAAAACAAAUUGAUGGAGGCUGUUUCUUUGUUAGAACGUAUGGAGAAGGGUCUGGCUCCUGAUGUGAUAACCUAUAAUACACUUAUCAGUGGUUUAUGCAAGAACUCUAAAGUUGUUGAAGCUGAGAACUAUUUGCAUAAAAUGGCAAAUGAAGGCUGCAUUCCUGAUGAUUUUACAUAUAAUACCAUCAUAGAUGGGCAUUGCAAAAUGGGGAAGGUACAAGAUGCUUGUAGACUUUUAAAGGAUGCAGUUUUCAAGGGGUUUGUGCCUGAUCGAGUAACAUAUUGCUCCCUGAUUAAUGGAUUAUGUGAAGAAGGUGACUUUGACAGAGCGUUGAAUAUUUUUCAUGAGGCUCAGAACAAUGGGCUGAAGCCUGAUAUCAUUAUCUACAAUUCAUUAGUCAAGGGGCUCUCUCGACAAGGUCUAAUCUUGCAGGCUUUGGACGUGAUGAAUGAAAUGAUGGAAAAUGGCUGCAGCCCAGAUAUUUGGACAUACAACAUCAUAAUAAAUGGGUUAUGCAAGAUGGGAAAUGUUUCUGAUGCCAAUAUUGUCAUGAAUGAUGCCAUAGCAAAAGGUUAUCUUCCUGACAUUUUUACCUUCAAUACAUUGAUUGAUGGCUACUGCAAGAGAUUGCAGCUGCACAAUGCUUUGGAAAUUGUUGAUAGGAUGUGGACUCAUGGUGUCACACCUGAUGCUAUCACUUUUAAUUCUCUGUUAAAUGGGCUAUGCAAAGCUGGAAAGACUAGUGAUGUCAUGGAGAUAUUCAAAGAGAUGGUUACAAAGGGGUGCUGUCCUAAUGUUAUCACAUAUAAUAUACUGGUAGAGAACCUCUGCAAAGCCCGGAGAGUAAAAGAGGCUUCUGACUUGCUUAUGAAGAUGAUGAAUGAAGGCUUGACUCCAGAUGUUGUCAGUUUUAACACAUUGAUACAUGGAUUCUUCAGGAAUGGUGAUCUUAAUGGAGCCUAUGAAAUAUUCAGAAGACUGGAGCAAGACAAGUUCUCUGCUACAACUGAUACAUAUAAUAUAAUGAUCUCUGCAUUUUCCGAGAAGUUAAAUAUUCUUAUGGCAGAGAAGAUUUUCAAUGAGAUGGUCAGCAAGGGCUGUUCUCCAGAUGCAUAUACUUAUCGUGUUUUAGUCAGUGGCUUUUGCAAGACCGGAAAUGUUGAUCGUGCGUAUGAAUUUCUUAUAGGCAUGAUUGGUAAGGGAUUUAUUCCAGCAAUGGCAACAUUUGGACAGGUGAUAAACUGUCUCUCAGUAAAGGAAAGAGUUGAUGAAUCUGUUGGUAUUAUUCACAUUAUGGUAAGUAAUGGUGUUGUCCCUGAGAUUGUGGAUACCAUAUUUAGUGCUGAUAAGAGGGAAAUAGCAGCACCAAAGAUCCUUGUAGAGGAGUUGCGGAAGAAGGGUUAUAUUACUUAUUAUGCCUAUGAACUCCUUUAUGAUGGAAUCAGGGAUAAGAAGCUAUUAAGAAAAUGGCGUCGCCUGAAAUGUUUCUGAGGACAUGAUAUUUGGUCUCUGCUGCUGAUUUUAGUUUCCUAAAAUAACUAAACAGGAAGUCUGCUUCCCUGAAUGUGGAACCUUCUGCACACUCUUCUUAUGCCUGUUACACUGGGGCACUCAUCUGCUGUAAGCUUUAUUCAGCAACAUUAGUAACCAGGAAUCCCUUUGAAUUUGACAAUGCUCUAAUUGUAUGGGUUAUUCUUGGACCAUUAUCAUUUUUUGGUUGUAUUCUUGCAGAUGCAGCCAUCAGAGGUUUGUCUAGAUAUUUCUUCUGCUAUAAAUUGUACUUUUCACAUGCUUGUUGAUUGUACCAUUCACUUUUCAAUCAUUUUUUCCCUUCCCCCUUCCAAAGGUAGUUCUUAUCUGUCAUCACCAUUCUAAUUGUUAUCUUUCAUUAAGAACAGACCAAUUUGAAGAUAUCAUGCAAUUCAUUACAUAUUGCUUUUAUUAUAUUUUCAGAACCUAAUUUACUAAAGUAGUGUUGAGAUACUGGAGCACAUAUUGAAGCAUCAUGUAUUCAUGGAAAAAAAAAGAAUAUGUGAAAACUUAUUAUUUCUUAGCUGGCUUGACCUAAUUAGCUCAGCCAAGCUCCACUUCAAUAAGCAUGUUUUGAACUAGGGUUCAUGCAUUACCCACUUAUGCUUUACCUUUUCCUGAUUCGCAAAAGCACCUCAGGAGUUUGAUAAAUCUUAUGCUUUAAUAAUUGUAUUGGUUGGUCUAGAGGUACUUAAUAUAAUUUAUAUUACAUUUUUGUGCAGGUCUGCUUGUUAUCUCUGCUGAUUAAAUUAUAGUCACUUGUGAUAUUGGGAGUUAUUACUUGCUUAAAGAAAAGUAACUUAUUCUAAAACGGAACUGUUUGAUUUCUUCCUUUGAAGAUUAUCACUGGAAAAUGAAGUGAAGGUGGCAAAGUCCCUCUCAAAUGUGUUUCUACUACAAUUUUUGAAGUUGAAUUAUGGUAAGUUAGAGGUUAUGAACUUCCCUCCUGCUAUUAAUUGGGCAUAUGGAUCCAAUUAGAAGGAUGAAGAUGGCAACCAUAAACACAUUUACCAUCAAGCUAAGGCAGCUACUACUCUUCAAUUCACAAAUGGACUGCAUUUUAUGGCAAUGAGGGUUUGACAAUACCAACGCAUAGAGAAGAAUCUUUGACAUGGAAGUCCUCAGAAAUUCAUGAUUUCAUUACCCCCAACAGAGAGCCAUCAAAGCUGGAAAAUGAUAUACUGGUAGCUAGGCAUUAAGCUAUCACCAACUACAAGGCAUGUUAACCGAGUCAAGCUCUUACAAGUUUACAAUCAUUCAUCAAUUUAUGAAUGUCCAUUCAAACUUUUUCAUUAUGUGACAGUUGUUUUCUCCUCUUACAUGUUAACAUACAGCUCCAUGAUUUGAUUCCAUACUUUGUAGGGCCUCUGACAUUACAAAAUUUCCAGUGAAUGUCAAUGGGAUCAAAAUCUGCCGGUUGGCACUCCUCUCCUGCGAAUCUGUGGAGAGGUCGCAUGUUUGAACAUAGAUGCUGGCACCCCCUACCAUAAACAACCAGCAUACUAGCAGUAAGAUUUUUCUCAUGCCAAGAGCCAAUAGUUGCUGGUGUUGUUUAUGUCAAAAUUGAUUGGGGAAGCAACCUGAUACUAGCACAAGGAAGUAGCAUAGAAGCCUUUUCUGAGUUAACUAUGUUGGUAUAUUUACCUGGUGAUAUAAGCUGAAUGUACUUGAUAUUGAAUCAGUUGCUGUAAUUGCAAAUAGGCAUAUGAUGCUCUUCUUCAACUGCAGGGCUGAACUGGCCACAUAUAAUCCGGUCCUGACCGUAUUCUUUUUCAUGUAUGAUAUUUACUGGGCACGGACAUGUCUAUGUGUAUGGGUCCCGGAUAUUUAAAUAUUUUUGGACCUGGGUUGGAUGUGGAUAUUGAUUGGCUAUUUGUAUAUCAAAGUACAUAUAUUGGUACAUCAUAAAGAUACUUUAUCUACUCUUCGUGGUAUAUACGGGUUUUAAUUUCUUUCUUUGUUUUUCUUUUCUUUUCUUUUCUUUUGGUAGAUGAUGGCUGUAAGAAACUUUGGUUGUAUACUUAUAUUAGUUGUUUACAGAAUAAAUUUGAGUUUUGUUGGUU
Messenger RNA from Phoenix dactylifera (date palm), 4683 nucleotides. Lineage: Eukaryota; Viridiplantae; Streptophyta; Magnoliopsida; Arecales; Arecaceae. The record is from RefSeq and is a predicted model, not a curated record.